GCGGCCAUGUCGGUGUUCGUGACGCGGCGGAUCCCGGCCGAGGGGCUGCGGGUGCUGUCCCAGGCCAGCGGGUGCCGCGUGCGGCAGUGGGACUCGGAGGAGCCGGUGCCGCGGGCCGAGCUGCUGGCGGGCGUGGCGGGGGCGCGGGGGCUGCUGUGCCUGCUCUCGGACCGCAUCGACCGGGAGGUGCUGGACGCGGCCGGGCCCGGCCUGAAGGUCAUCAGCACUUUGUCCGUGGGCUUCGACCACCUCGCGCUGGACGAAAUCAAGAAGCGGGGGAUCCGUGUGGGCUACACCCCGGACGUGCUGACCGAUGCUACGGCCGAGCUGUCGGUGGCCCUGCUACUGUCUGCCUGCCGCCGCCUGCCCGAGGCUGCCGAGCAGGUCAAGAGUGGCGGCUGGACCACGUGGAAGCCCCUCUGGAUGUGCGGCCAUGGCCUGUCCAACAGCACCGUGGGCAUCAUCGGGCUGGGCAGGAUAGGACAGGCAGUUGCCCGGCGCCUGAAGCCAUUUGGGGUCAGGAAGUUUCUGUACACUGGCAGUGGCCCCAAACCGGAGAGUGCGGCAGAGUUUGGGGCAGAGUUUGUGCCACUCACCAGGCUGGCUGAGGAGUCGGACUUCGUGGUGGUCACUUGUGCCCUGACACCAGCUACCCAGGGCAUGUGCAACAAGGACUUCUUUGGCAGGAUGAAGAAAACUUCUGUGUUUGUCAACACGAGCAGGGGAGCUGUGGUGAACCAGGAGGACCUGUACGAUGCACUGGCUCAUGGCCAAAUCGCAGCCGCCGGCCUGGACGUCACCACACCAGAGCCACUGCCCACUGACCACCCCCUGCUGUCCCUCAAGAACUGUGUGAUCCUGCCACACAUCGGGAGCGCCACGUACGCCACCAGGAGCACCAUGGCAGUGCUGGCAGCCAACAACCUGCUGGCAGGGCUGCGAGGGGAGCCCAUGCCCCACGAGCUGAAGCUGUGA
Molecule: messenger RNA, 975 nt
Organism: Cinclus cinclus
Lineage: Eukaryota; Metazoa; Chordata; Aves; Passeriformes; Cinclidae
Gene: GRHPR
Product: glyoxylate and hydroxypyruvate reductase
Exons: 9
Coding region: 7-975 (322 amino acids)
Cellular component (GO): cytosol
Molecular function (GO): hydroxypyruvate reductase (NADH) activity; hydroxypyruvate reductase [NAD(P)H] activity; NAD binding
Source: RefSeq, a predicted model, not a curated record